CCAAGAUAACGUAUCGUAAUAGUUCUACCGUUUUAUUAAGAAAUCGGGGAAAGUUUAGCUUAAUAAAUGACGUAAUGAGAGUCCAUCUAUCUAAAUUAGCAAAACUUUAUAUACUAUAGUACAUCGAAUGCACAUGAUUCACAGGAUAUGUUUGUAAAUCAUUUUAUAUCCGGUGGUGUAUUCGAUAACGAAACAACAGGGAAAAAGAAAAGAACAGUAUGGCAUUUAUCAUAUUAACAUUUUAUUUCCUUGUGGGACAAGUAUUUGGACAGAAACAAUGUAACCUCAAACAAGCAGAGCAGUGUGCUGUUAGCCUACAGUCUCAGUUCGAUGAAGCAUACAUGGAAUAUGAGAGACAAGAUGUACACAAAAAUACCAAGAAAUUCACAGAUUUAUGCAAGUCCGUUAUUGUUGGUAAUAAUAUCACUAAAUGGUAUGACGAGAAAAUCAAAAUGUGUGAUGAAACAGCAGCUAAGUAUGUCAAGACGCAGUGGACUGACACUAUGAAGGAUAUUCAAGUGUUCUGCAAUGACUCGGUAUGUACACAUUUCCAAGACUUACAGAAUUGCAAAUUAAAAAUAUAUGAAAGUGGAAUACAAAACGGACAAGUAAAGAAAUUUUGUAGAACAUUUAAUGAAAGUGUGGUUUGCGCAAAUGAGAUAUUAAGGGAUUCUUGCUUAUUCGAUAUCACAUUUUACUAUUCUAUGCUAUCCAGAACAUCUAAAUCCUACUAUAACAGGGCUUGUUUAUCAGGAUGUACAACCUUAGAUGAAACCAUUAAAGCUAUUAACAGUUGUUGGGAUAUUCAUUAUAAUGAUUCACUUAGCAAUUGUCAAAAGCAUAAUAAUUUCAAGACUUGUUUAUACGAAAAGGCAAAGAUAUGUGAAGAAGUUAACAAACUACUUCCAAGAACAAUACAAUAUGCUGAGCGCGAAGUGAUGUGCACAACUACUACAUCCACAACGACAACACAUAUUCCUUUAACGACAACAAAGAUUCCACUUACGACAACACAGAUUCCGCUGACGACAACACAAAUUCCUUUUACGACAGCACAAACUCCACUUACGGCAAUGAGUACGACAUCUGAAAUACCAGCCACAACAAUAGCUAUAACAACUGCUGAAGAACAAUUAAAGUUGACAACCGACUCUCUUAUUUUCACUUCUAACAUGAAAAGCAGUAAAACGUUUACCACAAAACGUGUUACGCAGGAAACCAAUAUUCCAGCCUUGACCAGUGAUGAUGAAAUACGCCAUAUCAUUGGAAAUUGUUUAGCACAUGUGAAAGACCAGUCAUCACUUAAGGCCUUGCAUAUCAACUUUGAAACUUGCAUGUCUGUUUUUAAAGUAUACUCUUGCUUACAUUCAAAUAUAAGCAUGGGGAAAGAUAUUCUUAUCUUAAACGAGUUACUACCGCAAAGUAUCUUUAACUUCACAGAAGAUGUGUUCGACAAGUGCCACCAGCUGAUUAACAAUUACCAUUCGUAUAUUCAACGAGUAGAAUCAUCAUGUGGAAGACCCAAACCAAAAACCAUUGGAUGUACCGGUCAUAAUUAUGGCUUGAUGGACUGUGAUUCUAGUGUAGGUGGAAUGCGCGUCACUGGUUUUGUACAUAUAGUAAAUAUAUUAACGUUAUUAUAUAAUUUGAUGUAAUUCAAUACAAACAAUAUUUUACAUGUUCAAACAAUUGAAUUUUCAAAUAUGAUAUUUUUUGGACUCAUUGUUAACAUUAUUAUAUUGAAAGAUUAUUUGCUUCCACACUGCACGAUCAAUUUGCAUGUGCAUAAACUAUAUAUUUCGAUAGAAAUCAAAUGAAGAUCGAGAUAGUAAAAUUCUCUCCCGCCAUACUUUUCUAAAUUUAUAAAGCAUUUUUCUUGUUAAGUAUAAAUAAGACAAGUGCAUAAAAGAGGGACGAAUGAUACCAGAGGUACAGUCAAUAAUAUAGCAUAAGGACACGCAGAAAUUGCAUGUAACAAACGAGUAGAUACAGUUUUUACCGACUGCCAAGACUGUUGAAUGCUUUAAUCCAUAUGGAAAAAAAAAUCUCAAAUAUAUGCAGUGUUUCAUAAUAAUAUGAGUACGAACUUUUUAUAAUUUGAUAAUACAUGGCAAACCAACAUUCAAACUGAAUUUUUUUUGAAAAAGUAGCCAAACUUUCAAACUGUUUUGGUUGAGACAUACAUAUAUAAAAAAAAAAAGGAAUUGAAAUGAAAUGAAAUGAUAUAGAAAUACAGGCACCAACAUUAAUAUUUCUGUACACAUUCUAACAACAUUCCAUGACGCAGCGAAAUACAUUUAAAAAAAAUUUAAUUGAUACAGAACUUUAUCUAAAUUUAUCAUACUACCAGCAACAAGCUAAAUAUAUAUAAAAUAAUACUACUAUAAGUUAACACAGGAAAAAUGUUACAACGAAAAAUAAUACAAUACAUUUCUUAUGUAUAUAUAGAUAAUCAUUAUAAUUUAAAAACAACAUUCAGUAUCAGCUCAUUUUUGCGAAUUUUACGAAAAUGUGACCACUGGUUGUAUGUUGGUAAAUAACUAUGCAUGUCAUUUAGUGCAAACGAGAGAGAGUGAGUAUUUUAGCAUUGUUAAUUAAAUCAUGCACAUAACUGAGUACAUUAUUAGUGUACAUUAUAUAAUCUGCACACGUAUGAGUGCUAGCAUAAAAUGAGAUAAUCGCCACAAUUAUAUGUAUUCUAGUUCUGUAUUAGGUUUCUGAUUUUGUAUAUUUUUAUGUCAUGGUUUAUUUUGUCUUGUAUGUUGCUUUUGUCUUUUCAAUGUGUAAAUUAAUGAUAUGACGAUUAUUGUAUUCUGACUUGUUUCGUUUGUUCGUGUAUGUUGUGAUGUUGCUAUUGUUUCAGAAAAAGGGUGAAGGUUUGGUACCAUUAAAACAUUUAAUUCCGCUGCAAAUGUUUGCACCUGUCUUAAGUCAGGAAUCUGAUGUACAGUAGUUGUUGUUUGUUUAUGUAAUUUUUAUGUGUUUCUCGUUUUUUAUAGAUUAGACCGUUGGGUUUCCCGUUUGAAGGGUUUUACACUUGUAAUUUUAGGGUCCUCUAUAGCUUUUUGUUCGGUAUGAGCCAGGGCUCCACGUUGAAGGCCGCACAUUGACCUAUAAUGGUUUACUUUUUGUAAAUUGUUUUUUGGAUGAAGAGUUGUCUCAUUGGCACUCACACCACAUCUUCCUAUAUCUAUAUAAGAUUACAUUAAAGUUUUUUGUAGUCCGUUGUAUGCCUCUAAAAAAAUGCUAUUCAUGAUGGUAAUGAAUAUGAAUAUAACAAGUUUAAUGUAAAAAUGAAGAAUAGCACAAAAGCAAAUGAAAAUGGUCGAGUCUCUUAUGGUGAAAUAACUAUGAAUUAAGUUCAAAUUACUACUCCAACCGAAACGUCAAUCUCAUUCGUCUAUUUAAGUACAACAAUUGAUAUUCUAAAAAAAAAUCGAACCACAUUACACUAUUAAGAAUAAGGAAGAAAAGAAAUUAAGUUUAUCAUAGCUUUGUCGAUCAACUCAAAGUUUUUUGAGAAAAUAAUUGUAUUGUAAAUGUUGGGGAAACGGAAAAUCUAUAUUUGUGUUGCAUUAAAUAUAAAUAAAAGUAUGGAGUUAUCUUCAAUUUUAUAAAAUCAAAUUAUAUAUUGCAUUUAAAAGAUCUUAUCUACAAAAUGAAAUAAAAACUUAAUGAAUAUUAAAUUCAGUAUAAGGAAUCACACUCGCAUCAAAGAGAGAGACCGAUACGAGGAAAAACUAACGAGCAUUGAAAGUAAAAAGAUAGUCUUGCAAAUUGCCUGACUAGAUUACGGAUAAGUAUGUUAGUUCUAGAACUGUUCUGUUUGUAGUCCAUUUACAAUACACACCAUAUAUACAAAAAUAUCAGAAUAACGUUUUAGCUGAUAUCAUGAGAAAGGGUUAUGAGCAGUAAUGAUGUAUUUACUCCACGAUUUUUUUUUGUUAGAUGGAGAGUAUUUUAGACAUGAUAUGAUAAAGUUAAAUGGGAUGACUUUUAUUAAACUUUUAUUGUGCAGCGUUGAUAUUAACACCUCUGCUGUGUAUCACCAUAUUAAGAAAAAGUACAGUUAUCUUUCUUUAUGCAUAAUUUUUUACAAAUCAACGCACUCAGUAUAGAAACAUUUUGGAUUGAUAUGUACACAUUUGUGAAUCAGCAGUGUUUAUAUUUUUUUUCAUGAUUAUUUUGUAUGUAAAGGUAUUUGUCAUAAGAGUCAAUAAAGAUAUUUUGUAAAAAUUA
Mytilus trossulus (common blue mussel) is the source of this 4239-nucleotide messenger RNA. RefSeq lists its product as uncharacterized. The transcript has 10 exons. The record is from RefSeq and is a predicted model, not a curated record. NCBI's taxonomy places the organism in Eukaryota, Metazoa, Mollusca, Bivalvia, Mytilida, Mytilidae. Bases 219 to 1655 code for a protein of 478 amino acids.